CAAUGUGGAGCAGCUGGUUGUUGACCUCAGCAUGGGCAUCAGGGGUGCCAAAGUGCCAUCAGUUGUUCACCAUGAGCUGCAGCUACUGGGGCUGCUGACCUUUGCUCUUCCAGAAAAAGCUCAGAGUCAAGCUGUGUUCAUUCUGAAGGUGCUUCGAGACCAGCUCAACCGACAUACUGGUGCUCGCCCUGACCUCACUAUUCUGUCUGGAUGCGUACGAGGGCUCACAUAUUACCUGCACCACUUCCCUGAUGGAGCUCACGACACUCCAGAGCUUUUUGCUGAUCUUUAUGAGAGGCUCCACAAGAUCAUCAACCCUGCCCUGAACCUGCCCAAGAGAGAGGCUCCCAGAGUGACCCUGGAGUUGCUGCACCAGCACGCUGCACGGUUCAGCUCAGAGUUAUUGAAGCAGCACGCGUUGGUGUAUGCGUGGCUACUGCGUUGGAGCUGCGCCUCCAACACAGAUGACCUCAAGGCCGGCAGACGCGCCAUGGAGUCUUUCCUUUCUGUGCUUGCUUCUGAACUGGAGCUCAACCCGUCCGACGUCGCGCACACUGCUUUCUCGCACCUGGUGAAGGAGUUCAAUGCGCUGCUAGAGAGCGACAAGAGUGAGGGCAACUCAAGUUACUGUGUGAGCCUCGCCGUCCGCGGCUACGGGCUUUUUGCUGGCGCUUGUAAGCAGCUGUUGCCCUCCCAGCAGCUACGCCAGCUCUUCUCUACCGUCCUCACUGCCAGCCAACACGCCUUCAACCAGGCGUCAGAACUGUUCGACACGAAGCUGGCCAAUCUGCCCAACUUCAUCCAGUCGCUGGCAUCCAUCAUAAAGCAUCUUCCUGACGCUGACAGCGCGAGUGUUAGCGCCGUGCUGGAACUGAGCGUGGCGCUGACGCGGCACUACCCACAGCUGGCCGCCCCUGAGCGCGGUGUCGCCCAUGCUGCGCUACUGACGCUCCUCGCCACCUCUACGGCCGCUCCUGGGCUCAGCUGCAUCCGCUCUUCUUGGGUGCACCAGAGUAUCCUGCUGACGUGCUCGCAUAGUGUCCCUGGGGACGACGCUGUCCCUGCCAGCGUCCCGACAGGAGGCCGGCGGUGGUUUGGUGUCGCGGACGAGCCCGUCUCCUGUGCCAGCUUCUUCCCCCUGUGGCGGGCGCUGCUGUGCCCCACCGCAGCCAGCGCCGUCAAGUGUUCUGAGGUAGCCGUGUCACGACGCUCAGCGGUGUGCAGUGCACUCUUCACUGAGUUCUCCUCAGCAGCGGACCUCAUCCUAGGGCAGCUUGACCUCAGCACUCAGCAGCAGCAGCAGCAGCAGGAAGAUGAGCUGCCACCACAGGCGUUGGAUGCCACAGAUAAGAAUCCUGUGCGCACUGACGUCGUGCUGGAUUUGGUGGCUAAAACUCCUAAGGACUUUCAGGUGUACGACAGCUUGGUAGCCCUGAUGUCAGACUGUAACUUUGGCUGCUACAUGCCAGAAGUAAAAACUCUUAUCGUUAACCAACAUUUCUCAGGUGUACGACAGCUUGGUAGCCCUGAUGUGUACGACAGCUUGGUAGCUCUGAUGUCAGACGUCCUGGAGGCACGCUGCCCGCGUACGAAGUCUGAGGACAAUCUAAUCAGCCACUCGUCAGAAGGCGACUGCGAGGCUGCGGUGACAUCAGCUUUCUGUGUCGUGGCGAGGGCGAUCCGCGAGCCGCUGGUGUCGCAGCACUACGCGCUGCUCACGGUGCUGCUGCGCUACCUCCACGCUCACCAGCUCUGGCAGAGACAGCAGGAUGUGGCAUCUCGUAAUCUUGGCGAGCUCGUGGUGAGCUUCGCCAGCGACUGCUGCGAGACGAGCAAGCAGUUCAGCGACCAUCUCCUUGCGUCCUGCCUCGCGUUCCUCCUGGCUUUGCCCAAGCCUCUGGCCAGACAAAUCCUGCCCCAACUGUCGCAACCCAUGCACACUGCACUGGCGAUGGGAUUAAGCUUCCUUCCCGUGGCGCUCUCGGCCGUAGCUUGCCUACAGCGUCUUGUUGAUGACCUCGCCUUCAGUCAAGACGAGAAGUACAAGGCCAACAUCCGCGGGCUGGUGCAGAGUGUGCUGCCAGACUUGCUGACGCACGUUCAGAGCCCUCAGAGGGAACGUUCUGAGCUCCAAAGUCGUGUCAUUAACGUUAAGCUGUCCUUGCUUAAUCAGAGACGUCGAGUCGACGUAAGAAAAAUGAGAGACGCUCGAUGUUCAAAAGUUAGCCCCUCGAUAGACUUGGAACGAAACGUGUUGAAAUUGCUGGGCAGUCUGGGACCAGACGUGUGUUCAGCAUUGUCAUCUGAAACUGGCUCUGUAGCCAACACUUCGUCUGAACCAGGCAUAGCUGUUGAAGACACGGGUAUUAGAUGGGAUGAAUGCGAUCACGUGGCUUUGAAAAUACCCUACGAGCACUCUACGCUUGACCUGCAUCUGGACUCUGCCCUGCCUCGUAUAGCGCAUCUUGCGCUACACGCCACCAACAGACAAACUAAAGUUGCAGCGGCCGAGCUGCUCCACUCCGUUGUCAUCGUCCUUAUUGGAUCGGGACGGACGGCAACCCGACCAAGUGCCCCCGUCUACCGUCACUUGUUUGCCGCCUGCCUGCGCCUCGCGUGCGAUGUUGACCACGUGAGCCGCCACCUCUUCGUGACGCUCAUGAUGCAGUGCACGCACUACUUCUCCAGCAACAGGGGCUACGAGCAUCCGGACACGGUCGCCCUGCUUGAUGCCAUCAUGGAAGGCCUGGAAAGUGUGAACAAUCCCGCGCUGCGCGACUUCUGUGGUCGAUGCUUGUGCGAGUUUCUGGUGUGGUCCCGCAAACAAAAUGUCCAGGCACGCACCUCGAGCCGCGCCACGGGUUCUGCUGCCCACGCUGACGCGGUGCACCACAACCUCAAGAGCGUCAUGAAGAGGAUCAUCCAUCUGAUGCGCCACCCCAGCGCCUUCAAGAGAAUUGGCGGGUGCGUGGCUUUCAACGCGGUGUACACGGAGGUGCGUGAGAGCGAGACGGCCGUGAACGUGUGGCUGCUGGAGCUGUUUGCUGCCGUGGCCGCCUGCCUCACGCUCGCAGACAAGGACCACGCCGCUCUGCCUUGUGCUGCUCUCGCCUCUACCUCGCUACGGCAUCUCUGUCGUAUAGCCACCCACUACAAGAACUUGUUCAAUGCUCGGUCUGAGAUGAGACGCAUCCCUGACUGCCUGACGGGGAGCGACGGCACGCUCGCUGCCCUCACCGAGUGGAUGCUUCGUCUGUGUGGCCACCGCGCCUCUGCGUUGCGUCACGCUGUCACAGCAUCGCUGCCGGGUCUUGCUUCUUCUGUGCUCGGUUGCAGUAACCUUCAAAGUUUGGUAGACCAGCGAUUUAUCAAAGCAAAUCGUCUGGACGUGCUUGUGGGUGAAGUGCUCGAGCGAGGUGGAUGCAAGGCGUUCGCUCCUGUGAUUGGGUCCGGCGAUAUCUCCCCAUCACCCGCUCAUCCUAAAGAGUGGACAAGCUUCUUGGAGCGCCUACUGGCAUGUCUGGAAGGCAACGUGUGGCUCAUCGGACAUCGGCUCGUACCAAGCACGGUGCUGCUCACCCAUCGAGACUCCAACCUUCUGGCUGCGCUACAACUAUUCUUACUCAAUGUUGUGCCUGAACCACGUCAUGUUCUCUCCUCUAGCAAGCAAGUCAGCAACUGCACUCUCAUCGUCAGGCUCAUGGAUUUUAUGACAGUCGUCAUGAAAGACGUGAAAGAAACUUCGCAGUCUCUCCUUGCUUCAAUUUUUUGUCCCAAUUUCCGCAAGAUUUUUGUGACUGCUGUGUUGGAACCUGCUAGUGUUGGCUUUGAUUUGCGAGACACUGAAGUCAAUGAGAAAUUAUUACCCAGACUUGUGGACACACUGCAAACUUUUCAGCGAUAUCUUAGCCAAGAGCAGAAAUUAGUUUUGCGCAAGUCCAUAGACAGCCUGAUGAGUGGAGACAAUCUCCGUCUUUCAACUCUCCUGCCACUUCACUCCUCUGCUGUGACGUACGUGGCGCCACCAACGCGUCACUUCUUGCAGGGAGUGGCAGCUUUACACCAAACUGAGUGGCUUGACUCUCUUGGUAGUACCGACGAUCUAGCGCGUCACGUUACACGCUGGGCAUCAGAUUUUCUCAUCACGAAUCCUAGCCGUUCUGUUGCAGCCGCUUUCGCCCCAAUUUCUCAUCAAAUCACGAGCUUUGCUUCAACUGCACUGCAUGUUGCCUUGCAGUUACGUGAAGAGACUGUGAGUGAAGUGCUGGAGCUGGUGAUUGCUGCUGGUGACGAGCCUCUAGUGCACGCAGACGCAGUGAUGACGGUGCUGGUGCUGCGCUGCAGCUACGCUGUGCAACGCUGUGUUCAGCUCGCCCAGGCUGGCGGCUGGAAAAAAGCAGUGUUGCUGCUGCUGUCUCUUGCCAGGACCUUGCUUAAAGACUCGGCUUUGCGCAAAAAGUACUCGGAGGAACUGGUGCGAGGAGUGGAGACGGCCUGGGGGACCUUAGCCACGUACGGUAGCACCAGCGACCUGGUGUACACGCCAGAUUUAUCUGUAGAUUUUAUCGUGUGUACCGUGUAUCGUGUGUACCGUGUAUCUUGUAUACCGUGUGUACCGUGUACCGUGUGUACCGUGUAUGCGCUUCUGUUGCACCUCGCUAAGAUCUUCUGCCACGAGUCUAAUCACAGGUAUAAAGAUCUGCUGGAGAGCAGCAUGAGCAAGGUGAUGGCAGGCGUGGGCACAGAGGCUCAGUUCUCGCUUGCGUCCCGCGUCUUCCAAGUCGUAGAGGCUCAGGAAGCAUCAGGCCUCCAGCUGCACCGGCAGCUUCUGAACGAGCGCGUCUUACUUUCUCUGCUGAGAACUGCUGAUGUCGUGAGCGUGGAGCGCUUCUUUGAACGUCAUCUCAAAUCUAUCAUGAACCUCUUGUCCUGCUCUCUACCUUCGCGCCCCGAACAACAGCUCUGCGUGUUGACUGGCAAACUCGCCGCACUUCGACUUUUGCAACUGCUGUAUGCCAAGCUGAGCCGUGAUCAGUGCUUUAGCUCCGCAUCUGCCGUGAAUGCCGUAGUGAACCCAGCGGACGCCUCGGGAAAGGAACUGACGAAGGAACUUCUGAAGCGAACUGUACGCCUUGCUAAAGGCGAACUCCGACACGACACGACUCACGCUGAGCUGCGACGCUUGUGUGCCUCAGCUGCGUAUUCCCUUUUGAUCGCCAUCCUCAUCAACGUUCAGGAUGAUCUCAAAUUCUACAAUAAUUUCCUUUUUGUUCAGAACACUGCAAAAGGAGAAGCUUUGUGGGCUUCAAUGAUCGACGUAAAUCAGAAAUUAGAGUUUGAAGAAGAAGUCGGCGUCGCAAGCAAGAACACGAGCCGUCUCGUGGCGGUGCGUCAAGUCCUCUCCAAGUCCGAUGCGGUUGCCGAGGCGCGCUAUCAACCAACUGUGCUCAUGUUCAAGUCCAAUUACCUGGCUGACAGUAGCCUCAGUCAAGACCUGAGUCAGUAUGAUUUCUCAUCAGCUCUCGUCUUAUCUUUGGGCGAGAAAACUCAACACUCCAAACCCAGAGACAUAACUGAAGGAACCUUGCUUCCAAUGACUCUGGAAACGUGUGAUUUUAACAGCCAUGAGGUAAUGCCUGAAUUAACUGCUGUGUUGCAUCAUAUUCACAGAUUAACUGAGGAUAAAAGCCAGUCUUCGCCUCCUCUCUGGAUGACAGAGAUUUUGAAAGAGCUUAGCAACUCUAAAGCACCUCGUAAUGUCCGGCUUUUCCUUCUUAGGCUCCUAACCAACACGGCCCAAUUGUUCGCUCCGUACGCGCGUCAUGCUAGUAGAGCUGUCUUACAGUGCAUCACCGAUGGCACCACUGGCGUUGGCUUUAAUUAUUUUUUGGCAGACUUGGUAGUGUUGCUUGUCGGAUGGGGUGUAGAUGGAGCACCCAAUGACCCCGAUGAUAGUCCACUUUUGGCAAAACUUAUGUGUCACCUCAUUACUUCGCUGCCCCAUCUCAGGGCAGACGUGUUCCGCUACAACGUCGACCUCCUUCGAAGCCUCGUAUCAGUUUGGUGUUCGGCGUGGCCCACAGUGGAUGGAAGUGCAAUAAUAGAGCUGCUCGAGACGCGUGAGGGACAUAAGCGGGAAGUUGAUGCCGGAUUGCACGCUGCAGCCUGUCUGCUUGUGGCCGGCGUAUCGCCUUACAACGAGCAAGAUCGCAUGCAGGAACGUAAGAUGCAUGGCGUGUUAUUGAAGUGUCUCGCUAACCCUCGAGCAGCUGUUUACAACGCUGCUUCUGAAGUUGUAGGUCUGAUGCUCGCACGAUCCAUGACAUCGAGAGGAGGUGUGGGUGAUGCUGUGCCCAGCAGCAGCAGUGACAGCCUCACCAGCGAGGCCACUGUUGGUUGUGAUGAGUUCUUCGGUGAUGUUGUUGCCUGUGUUAUGGACCUCAUAAGCAAGCAUCAAGCUCAGGGUCUCUCGGUGCUUUAUCACAUCCAUAAGCACUUCAACACUAUUGACAACCGGUUUACUUCGAAGCUGCUGGUGCUGCUGCCCAAGCUUUACGGCUUGCAAAAAAUGCGAGCUAUGGAGUGCCUCAUCGCUCCUCUGUCUACGCAUCCCGACUGCUUCCAGCACCUUCAACAGCAGCGCAUCACAGACGCCCUACAGAUCAGAGAACCCGCUACGCAGCUAGUUCUUCUGCAGCUGCUAAAUUCUUCUCUGACUCAGCUGACGGCCAGCCAAGUUUUAACGUUCUUACCCUUUCUAGUGAGCUUUCUAAAACACCCGGUGUCGUCUUGCCGCGAGGUAGUGUUUACGUCGCUUACUUUUCUACACGACCGUUACCAAUGUGAAAGUUCAGAGGACCAGAAAGAAGUCUACUGCACAGUGCAUGAUGCUCUACUGCAAGCGGUCGCAGACGAAGACACUGAAUUACGCAAUUUCAUUCUUGACUACUGGACGCGGAGGGCUCAAAGCCUAAGUCCUCAUGAGCUGCUCGUUUUUGUUCUUCGUGACCUAUACAGUGUAAGCAGUGAAGAUACGUACUUACACACAGUUUGCCAUGUAUUGCUGCAAAUCACUCACUCUUCGCCGUCUUAUGCUCGACCCUUAUUCGAACAUCCUCUGACUGACUGCAAGUUCGUAGAGAUGAAAGUUUGUCCGGCAUGGCGAGCUCGUCAUGCGUCAAUGGUGCCUUUGUUCAGUAACACACAGAGCAGCGCUGACUCAAAUGGACCAUCGCUAUCGCAGUUGGUUGCUUUGACUCAAGGAGGCGAGGUUGGUCAUACUUUGGCUGCUAUUGCCGCCACUCAACAGCGACAGUUUACGCCAACUCAGGCGGCUCCAGAAACACUUGGAGGAACGUUUGAUAUGGGAACGGAUGCGUCGAUGCAGGAAGAAGUCUCGUUCACUCAACUCCAAGAUAAGGCAAAUACUGUGUCUCAAGGUUCUGCGGGCCUGGUUUUCUCUUUGAAAACUAAUCAAGCCCGUACGUAUUCGAAAACUGGACUCGGUAAAACGAGACUAAAGCCCAAAACAUUUGGUGAUGAAAAUGACGGGGAUGAAACUCCUUCAGCGAUCGUAUCAUCGCUCGUUCGGCGCCGGUUCACUCGUCAGCAAGAUAAGGAACAACAAUACAGAUACUUUGCGCAGGCCGAAGAAAAGCGUCGUGCGCUAAAGCAUCGACUAGAACGAGAACGGACGUUGCGACGUGAAGCUCAAGUGACAAUGCUACGAGAGUAUCGGGUGGGCGAGUUGCCUGACAUACAGAUUCAGCACAGAGCUGUUCUGGACCCACUGCAAGCACUUUCUGAGAGAGACAGUUCUGUAGCACGACAUGUGUUUGUGCUACUGUGCGAAGGCCUCUUUCGACAUGGGGAGGAAAGGCUGUCUGAAACUCAACUUAAGAACUGGAGGGAAGAGAUUAGAUCAGCUCUAAGCACCCUCCUCGUCGAAAGUGUGCAGAACUCUGCGCCUGUAAUGGCAGCCGUGUUGCACCUUCUUCUUAGUGCCAAGAUAAUGGCUGAUCCUAAACUUAUCACAAAUGCGGCCCUUAGCAGUGGGCAGGAGUCACUGGGUAUCCUGCUUCUUGAACAAAAUGUUUUAAUGAUACGCAAAGAUGUGAAGUCGUCUCCGCCGCGGAAGAGACAAAAGCGAGGCGUGACAAGCGAGUUAGCACAAUCUUCAGAAGACGACGUGCCGAAACUGAUGAUGCAUCUUGCUGAGCUGUACAGCAGCCUCGGAAUGUGGGAUGCCGUGCGUGGUGUGCUUCAAAGCAGCAUGUCUUCUCUUCACGGCAAUACUAGAGAGGCGUUACACUGCGAGUCUCUUGACAAGCCACUUGAGGCUUAUAAGUUCUAUCUGUCUGCUUUGAGCUCCCCAGAAGUAGAGCAGUCAUCUGAAGAACAAAAAAUUUGGGAAGAACGUUUGUGCGCUACUGCCAGUGAACUUGGCAUGUGGGGAGUGCUUGAUUCAUUUCUGGACCAACGUCUGCUGACAGAUCCUGAGAGCGGUGCAGUGGAUACCGAGCGGCUAUGGCAAUUGCCGCGCCCUGCAGCUGCCAUCACAGCAUUCGUCAACUCUCGAGUCAUGAAGCUGCUUUCUAACGCUGAAUCUGACGGCGGUCUUCUGCAGUUUGUGAACAAUGCAAUGAAAGAUGAACCGAGGAAGAUGCUACUCGAAGACAAUGUCAGUUUACAGCUUGGCGUGUUAUCAGUUUACCAAGAAUCCCCUACAAUAGCUCGAACUUUCCUGCUGUCCGCCACAAACGCUUUGGUUGGAAAACUAGGCCAUCUAUCUCAUUUGUCACCCAAGCCACUCGCAGCGGCAUUACGGCAUCUUCAACUUAUUUUGGAAAUGGAUCAGUAUUUGUCCAUUCUUCAAGAAAAUUCAGAAGCAGGAAAAAAGGCCCUGGCUUCUAAAUUGUGCUCUAGCUGGCUACAUAACCUUCCUCGAAAGGAAGAUGACGCAGUUUUUGCUCAGUUUCUUGCGUCAUAUCGCGGAAUUUACUUGCACUUCAUGUCUAAAAUGUGUGGACGUGAAAUAGCAGAUAAAGUUAAUGAAACUAAAGCCAACUCUCAUAUCGGAGUCGUAGAGGUAGCGCUCUCCACUGGAAACUCUUCUUUGGCAACUCAACAGCUGAGUAGAGUGGACCCGCUCGUGAAAAAAGGCCUUCUUACCGAGAGCCUUACUGUCAAGUACCACUUUUUGUGCGCCAACACAAGUAUCAUUAUUGGUCAAAAUAAACGUGGCUCAGAACGAAUCAAAAGUCUCGUGGAAGCUUGGUGCAGACAACUUGGGGAAGUGGAAAAACUGCAGGAAAGAUUCACUUCCCCAUUCGUCAACAUGGAGUACCUGUGCGUCGAAAGUAAACUCUGCGUCGAGCUAUGCAAUGCUAUCCAGUCUUUGGGAGGAAAUUUCGAUGCUCAAAACGCGCACCUUGCCUUAGUGGCUAAAAAGUUUCCUGAAGUUCAGAAUGAUCCUCGUUCCUGGUAUCAAAGCUUGCUCAUGUGUGCACUCAAUGCCCAGGUUCAGGCCUGUGAGCUUUCCGACAAAAUCAAUUCUGAAAUGUUGGAUGGCAACUUAGUUUCGUCAUAUCAUAUUCAAACUCACGAAAGUUUGGCAGUAUUCUGCGAAGAUUGCAUCAGCGCCUGGUCCGAAUCAAUACAAGUGGAUGAGUACCUCAAGAUCCUUGUUACAUCGACUCUGAAAGCCAUGACAGCAGGAUCUCGUGUUUCUCACUUCAAUUUCCCGCGCCUUAUUCACCUCAUGGAGGAUCAUGCCGAACUUAUCGAGGUUUUUCAGCGGGAGAUUUCAACCGUUCCCGUAUGGCUGUUUCUAUUAUGGCUACCUCACAUAUUGAUUUAUCUGGAGAAAACUCCGGGGCGAGUGUUGCGACCUAUAGUUGUUCAACUUGCCGAAGAGUAUCCACAAGCCGUCUUUUACCCCUUCUCAGUGAGUAAGACUUGCUACAAGUUCGACGGUCCACACGGUUCUGAUGUUCGGGCCACAUGUGUCAAAGUUGAGGAAAUUCUAGACACGAAGUGCAGACUUCUACAGCCGUUCCUGGAGGCGAUCACACUCGUUACCGAGCCUUUUGGGGACGUCAAAGUUGAUGUGAGGAAUGCCGAGAGACUUCCAUCCAGUCAAUCAAAAGCGAAUAAAUUAAAAUAUAUUAAGGAGCAAUUUUUUGCAAACGUAACAAGCCUUGCGCUGCAGCAACAGGAAACUCAACGUGGAGCUCAGUAUUACCUGAUCCUUGACAAACUCAAACUUGUCUUCAAAAAAUAUUUUGGUGACAAGGGCAGCGAGAUGAAGUCUCUCAAAUGUACGGAAAUCGAUCGUUGUAUUACAGAAUUGCUAUCGUGCUGGUCCAGCAGCUUGAAUGAUGUCAAGGAACUCUCUCCGUGGCUGUCCAGCUUCCAAGGAUCUCAGUAUUCCGAUAGAAUUGAAAUUCCAGGUCUGUAUUCCGGCUUCUCCAAACCAAAUGUUGAACAUCACCCGUGCAUUUCAAGCGUUGACAACAACCUUGUCGUCUUGAAGUCACUACGAAGCCCAGUUGUGCUAAAAAUGCACGCUGAUGAUGAGAAAACGUACAAAUUCCUCGUUAAAACUGGCGAAGAUCUGCGCACUGACCAGCGGAUCGAGCUUAUGUUCACUCUCAUGAACAACAUUUUCGCUCACUCGCCCGUCACUAAGCGCCUGAGCGUUGAAGCGCGGGUCGUUACGUACAGUGUUGUGCCGCUCACGGUCGAACUUGGCAUGUUGCAGUGGGUUGAUUCAACUGUAACGCUAAAAGAUUUCAUGGAGGCCGCACUCACAGACACAGAAAAACGGCCUUAUUCUAAGAAUCUCGUGAAAUACGGCGACGGGCUGUCAACUCAGGACUUGCUAAAACAGAGUAAAGUUGAUUGUGUGAAAGCCUACUCCGAAGUGGUGAAUUCCUUACCAUGGGAUUUGUUACGUCGCUCUUUGUCUAACCUCGCCAGUAGUUACGAAAGUUUCUUCGUAAUACGCACUAAAUUUUGCUCGAGCCACGCGGUUCUCUCCAUUGCUCAGUGGCUUUUGGGCAUUGGUGACCGGCAUCUGUGCAACUUCCUCGUCGACUACAAGACGGGUACUAUGGUGGGCAUAGAUUUUGGACAUCAUUUUGAGACGGCAACUCAAUUUCUUCCUCUUCCCGAGCUGAUGCCAUUUCGCAUGACUCCUCAAAUUGUGAAUGUCGCCCAGCCUUUCACUACAAAGGGCAUCAUCCGCGAGUCAAUGGUGUCGUGCUUGCAAGCCCUCGUCUCAAACAAGAAAGUCAUUCUAGCAGCAGUCGAAGCAUUUGUCAAAGAGCCCACCCAAAACUGGCUUGAGUUUGUCAAACUACAGGAAGAUGUUGUUGAUCAGGAAGGGAUUCAAUCCUAUUCAAGUAUGCGGAUGAAAAUCAUCACCAAAAAACUGGACGGCGUUAAUCCAUGCAUCAUCAUUGACUGGGCCAUGAACAAAAAUCGUCGUAUUCCGCAGAACGUAAAGUCUGUUCUCUCGAAGAUUAUCAUGGGCCAGGACGAAGGAAGAGCGUUGAUGGCAAAAGAGGGACUGAGUGUACCACAGCAAGUAGACGUUCUUUUGGAGCUUGCCUCGGAUCCCAAUAUACUAGGAAGAACUUAUAGAGGCUGGAGUCCUGUGACAUGAGCAAUCAACGGUCCGUCGUCAGGCUGUGUUGAUUGCCGAAGUGUUGAACACAACUUGAUGAAGCUUACAUACAUCAUUUGUUGCUAAUCAUUAAAUAAUCUUAUUAUGCUAGGUAUUGUAUCUAUUUUAAAUUUAUUGAAAUGUAUGUUCCAUCAUCGUAUACACUUCAGAAUUCAUUAAAUUAAUUAUUAACCGAA
Molecule: messenger RNA, 11865 nt
Organism: Hyalella azteca
Lineage: Eukaryota; Metazoa; Arthropoda; Malacostraca; Amphipoda; Hyalellidae
Product: DNA-dependent protein kinase catalytic subunit
Exons: 29
Coding region: 32-11668 (3878 amino acids)
Biological process (GO): double-strand break repair via nonhomologous end joining; telomere maintenance
Cellular component (GO): nucleus
Molecular function (GO): DNA-dependent protein kinase activity; protein binding
Source: RefSeq, a predicted model, not a curated record